GUUUGGACCGUACUACGUAGAGCCAGUCAUAGCCGGACUAGACCCUGUUACGUACAAGCCUUUUAUCUGCUCCUUGGAUUUGAUUGGCUGCCCAAUGACAACAGCUGACUUUGUGGUCAGUGGGACCUGUGCAGAGCAGAUGUAUGGCAUGUGUGAAUCUCUCUGGGAGCCAGAUAUGGAGCCAGACCACCUCUUUGAAACCAUAGGCCAGGCCAUGCUCAACGCGGUUGACAGAGACGCGGUGUCGGGGAUGGGCGUGACUGUGCAUGUCAUUGAGAAAGACAAGAUAACGACCCGAACACUGAAAGCUCGCAUGGACUAACUGAAGACGUGGUUUUGGAGGGAUGCUCAACUUUUUUUUUUUUAAUAAUCUUGAUGGCUGGAAUGCAGCUCUUGGAUUUAAAAACACACACACACACACACACACCCAUACCUUUGCUGUCAAAGAAAGUGGCGGUUUAUAAUGUGGUAUUAUUGACCAAUAAAAAGAAUUCUGUUUUUUCAACUGUAA
This is a messenger RNA of Gekko japonicus, 511 nucleotides long. RefSeq names its product proteasome subunit beta 3 (gene PSMB3). Gene Ontology annotation, cellular component: proteasome core complex. The record is from RefSeq and is a predicted model, not a curated record. The transcript has 3 exons. NCBI's taxonomy places the organism in Eukaryota, Metazoa, Chordata, Lepidosauria, Squamata, Gekkonidae. The annotation marks the transcript as partial.